UGUGCGCGUCAAAGCCCGAAGUGGGAGGCUGAUUUGUGGAGCAUCACGCCCCAGCUCCUCUCCCCAAGCCUCUCCUCCGUCGUCGGCAGCGGCCAAGGGAUAGAGCCGAGCAGGGGGAGGGGAAGAGCGACACCCAUCCCCCUCCCUCCAGCCCUCCCGCGUUCAGAUUCAACUGCACCUUUUAUUAUUUUAACUCUUCUCCCUAGGACGCGCGGCCCCGGGAUCUGUCCCUCCGGCAGUCGCGGUCCCCGCUCCCGCGCCCGGAGAUGGGACAGCGAGGGACCCGCUCGCGGUCGGCCGGCGUGUGCGGGGAGGUGCGGCCGCUGCGCCCGCUCGCCAGAGUCUGACGGGUCUCGAGGGAAGGAGAGGCAGGUCGGAGACAGGUGCAUAGGCUGGCUAUGGUGACGGGACGAUGUUGGCCAGAAAGAGCAUCAUCCCCGAGGAGUAUGUGCUGGCGCGCAUAGCCGCGGAGAACCUGCGCAAACCGCGCAUCAGGGACCGCCUGCCCAAGGCCCGCUUCAUCGCCAAGAGCGGGGCCUGCAACCUGGCGCACAAGAACAUCCGGGAGCAAGGACGGUUCCUCCAGGACAUCUUCACUACCUUGGUGGACCUGAAAUGGCGCCACACCCUGGUCAUCUUUACCAUGUCGUUCCUCUGCAGCUGGCUGCUCUUCGCCAUCAUGUGGUGGCUGGUGGCCUUUGCCCACGGGGACAUCUAUGCUUACAUGGAGAAAAGUGGGAUGGAGAAAAGUGGCUUGGAGUCCACCGUGUGUGUGACUAACGUCAGGUCUUUCACCUCUGCUUUCCUCUUCUCCAUUGAAGUUCAAGUGACAAUUGGGUUUGGCGGGAGAAUGAUGACAGAGGAAUGCCCUCUGGCCAUCACAGUCCUGAUUCUCCAGAACAUUGUGGGUUUGAUCAUCAAUGCAGUCAUGUUGGGCUGCAUAUUCAUGAAAACAGCCCAGGCUCACAGAAGGGCGGAAACCUUGAUUUUCAGCCGCCAUGCGGUGAUCGCAGUCCGAAAUGGCAAACUGUGUUUCAUGUUCCGUGUGGGCGACCUAAGGAAAAGCAUGAUCAUCAGUGCAUCGGUGCGCAUCCAGGUGGUCAAGAAAACCACGACACCCGAAGGGGAGGUGGUGCCUAUUCACCAACUAGACAUUCCCGUUGAUAACCCCCUUGAGAGUAAUAACAUUUUUCUGGUGGCCCCUUUGAUCAUCUGCCACGUGAUUGACAAGCGCAGCCCCUUGUAUGAUAUCUCCGCCACUGACCUUGCCAACCAAGACCUGGAGGUCAUCGUGAUUCUGGAAGGAGUGGUCGAAACUACUGGCAUUACCACCCAAGCGAGAACCUCCUACAUCGCUGAGGAGAUCCAAUGGGGCCAUCGCUUCGUGUCCAUCGUAACCGAGGAGGAAGGCGUGUAUUCCGUGGAUUACUCCAAAUUUGGCAACACCGUGAAGGUAGCGGCUCCGAGGUGCAGCGCCCGAGAGCUGGACGAAAAGCCUUCCAUUCUUAUCCAAACCCUCCAGAAGAGUGAACUGUCCCACCAGAAUUCUCUGAGGAAGCGCAAUUCCAUGAGAAGAAACAAUUCCAUGAGGAGGAAUAAUUCCAUCCGCCGGAACAAUUCAUCCCUCAUGGUGCCCAAGGUGCAAUUUAUGACUCCAGAAGGAAAUCAGAACACGUCGGAAUCCUGACAACAACACAACCCCCAGAAAGUCUUUGAUAAGAUGUUGAAGAGUUUCUACAGGGCACAGACUGAAACAGAGCUGGAACACAAUAAUUUGUCCUUCUUUAUCUUAACGCACUAAAUGAUAUGCAUAUUCCAACAGCAGCACUUUCUGUGUCAAUAAACAGUAACACACAAGCUGGAGGGUUCU
This is a messenger RNA of Globicephala melas (long-finned pilot whale), 1870 nucleotides long. RefSeq names its product potassium inwardly rectifying channel subfamily J member 8 (gene KCNJ8). Gene Ontology annotation, biological process: regulation of monoatomic ion transmembrane transport; potassium ion import across plasma membrane. Gene Ontology annotation, molecular function: ATP-activated inward rectifier potassium channel activity. Gene Ontology annotation, cellular component: plasma membrane. The record is from RefSeq and is a predicted model, not a curated record. NCBI's taxonomy places the organism in Eukaryota, Metazoa, Chordata, Mammalia, Artiodactyla, Delphinidae.